Bursaphelenchus xylophilus (pine wood nematode) is the source of this 6443-nucleotide messenger RNA. The record is from the annotation of a GenBank genome assembly. Lineage: Eukaryota; Metazoa; Nematoda; Chromadorea; Rhabditida; Aphelenchoididae.
AUGGACGUAAAAAGGAAGCCAAAAAAGAAAGAAAAUUCAGAGAAAAAGAAGAGCAAUAUCGACCGGUCGUUUAACGAUAGUCCAGUGUUUGCGAUCCACAUGUCACGACUGAAGCACGCGGAUGACAUUUUGAACGUCAAUGUGGGUGGAAAAAGAUAUACGGUGAGUUAAAAUUGCUAUUUACAGAGAUCGGCAAAACUUUCUUUCGAAUUUUAAUGAAAAAAUUGACUUUUAUUUAUUUAAAACGCGUUUUAUUACAAAUCGUAGAUUGGCCCGGACAUUGUUGAGUCGAUGUCUCAGAAUUAAACCAAAAUUGGUCAACUUGAUCGUCAUGACAGACAAAACAUUCGCUUUCUUUAUUUUUGCCCAAAAUUACCGUAUGACGGCAUACUGUAACAUUCUUUCUUAAAAAAGAUGUGCCCUAAUCGAGAAAACGAAGCGUUAUUUUAGCACAAAUCGAGCUCAGUCGUACGUUUUCGACCAUGUAGAACAUUUUUGUAAUUGUCACCAAAAACUAAAAAUUACAUCUAAGCUAUGUUACACAUGAGGUAACAUACUAUUUCGGGUGUAAAAUGGGCUACUGUAGCUUGUAGCACUUUUAGAUACGCUUAAAAAAAACUUCAACCUUAACCCAAUAAACAGUAGAAAUUUUAAAAAAAUAAAAUGCACAACUUUUGAGAUACAGGGAUUUCAAUCUGUCAUGUACAAGGUCAUCAGAACCCCGAAAAAAGCUGGCAUUCUUGGGAUUUCGGGUUGUAGCACUUUUUGAUAGCCUCUAAUACAUUAUUAGCCUUGUAAACGAUGAUGGUGAAAAUUUCAGGCGAAAAAAUGCACAACUUUCGAGAAAAUGACCAAAAUACCUUAUUUUAGGUCAUCAGAACCCCGAAAAAAGCUGGCAUUCUUGGGAUUUCGGGUUGUAGCACUUUUUGAUAGCUUCUAAUACAUUAUUAGCCUUGUAAACGAUGAUGGUGAAAAUUUCAGGCGAAAAAAAUGCACAACUUUCGAGAAAAUGAUCAAAAGACCUUAUUUUAGGUCAUCAGAACCCCGAAAAAAGCUGGCAUUCUUGGGAUUUCGGGUUGUAGCACUUUUUGAUAGCCUCUAAUACAUUAUUAGCCUUGUAAACGAUGAUGGUGAAAAUUUCAGGCGAAAAAAAUGCACAACUUUCGAGAAAAUGAUCAAAAUACCUUAUUUUAGGUCAUCAGAACCCCGAAAAAAGCUGGCAUUCUUGGGAUUUCGGGUUGUAGCACUUUUUGAUAGCUUCUAAUACAUUACUAGCCUUGCAAACGAUGAUGGUGAAAAUUUCAGGCGAAAAAAAUGCACAACUUUCGAGAAAAUGACCAAAAUACCUUAUUUUAGGUCAUCAGAACCCCGAAAAAAGCUGGCAUUCUUGGGAUUUCGGGUUGUAGCACUUUUUGAUAGCCUCUAAUACAUUAUUAGCCUUGUAAACGAUGAUGAUGAAAAUUUCAGGCGAAAAAAAUGCACAACUUUCGAGAAAAUGAUCAAAAGACCUUAUUUUAGGUCAUCAGCAUGUUUCGUCCGGGCAAUGAAACAUCGACUUUACAUUCGUUGACUUAACAUUCGGAUUCUCCCCGGGUCCAAUGUCGAAGACGAAGAAUAAAAUUUUUUAGUCUAUGUUUUGACAAUAUCAUAAAUUUUCGUCACUUUUUUCGGGUGACCUAAAAUAAGGUAUUUUGGUCAUUUUCUCGAAAGUUGUGCAUUUUUUUCGCCUGAAAUUUUCACCAUCAUCGUUUGCAAGGCUAAUAAUGUAUUAGAAGCUAUCAAAAAGUGCUACAACCCGAAAUCCCAAGAAUGCCAGCUUUUUUCGGGGUUCUGAUGACCUAAAAUAAGGUAUUUUGGUCAUUUUCUCGAAAGUUGUGCAUUUUUUUCGCCUGAAAUUUUCAUCAUCAUCGUUUACAAGGCUAAUAAUGUAUUAGAAGCUAUCAAAAAGUGCUACAACCCGAAAUCCCAAGAAUGCCAGCUUUUUUCGGGGUUCUGAUGACCUAAAAUAAGGUAUUUUGGUCAUUUUCUCGAAAGUUGUGCAUUUUUUUCGCCUGAAAUUUUCAUCAUCAUCGUUUACAAGGCUAAUAAUGUAUUAGAAGCUAUCAAAAAGUGCUACAACCCGAAAUCCCAAGAAUGCCAGCUUUUUUCGGGGUUCUGAUGACCUAAAAUAAGGUAUUUUGGUCAUUUUCUCGAAAGUUGUGCAUUUUUUUCGCCUGAAAUUUUCACCAUCAUCGUUUACAAGGCUAAUAAUGUAUUAGAAGCUAUCAAAAAGUGCUACAACCCGAAAUCCCAAGAAUGCCAGCUUUUUUCGGGGUUCUGAUGACCUAAAAUAAGGUAUUUUGGUCAUUUUCUCGAAAGUUGUGCAUUUUUUUCGCCUGAAAUUUUCACCAUCAUCGUUUGCAAGGCUAAUAAUGUAUUAGAAGCUAUCAAAAAGUGCUACAACCCGAAAUCCCAAGAAUGCCAGCUUUUUUCGGGGUUCUGAUGACCUAAAAUAAGGUAUUUUGAUCAUUUUCUCGAAAGUUGUGCAUUUUUUUCGCCUGAAAUUUUCACCAUCAUCGUUUACAAGGCUAAUAAUGUAUUAGAGGCUAUCAAAAAGUGCUACAACCCGAAAUCCCAAGAAUGCCAGCUUUUUUCGGGGUUCUGAUGACCUAAAAUAAGGUCUUUUGAUCAUUUUCUCGAAAGUUGUGCAUUUUUUUUGCCUGAAAUUUUCACCAUCAUCGUUUACAAGGCUAAUAAUGUAUUAGAGGCUAUCAAAAAGUGCUACAACCUGAAAUCCCAAGAAUGCCAGCUUUUUUCGGGGUUCUGAUGACCUUGUACAUGACAGAUUGAAAUCCCUGUAUCUCAAAAGUUGUGCAUUUUAUUUUUUUAAAAUUUCUACUGUUUAUUGGGUUAAGGUUGAAGUUUUUUUAAGCGUAUCUAAAAGUGCUACAAGCUACAGUAGCCCAUUUUACACCCGAAAUAGUAUGUUACCUCAUGUGUAACAUAGCUUAGAUGUAAUUUUUAGUUUUUGGUGACAAUUACAAAAAUGUUCUACAUGGUCGAAAACGUACGACUGAGCUCGAUUUGAGCUAAAAUAACGCUUCGUUUUCUCGAUUAGGGCAUAUCUUUUUUAAGAAAGAAUGUUACAGUAUGCCGUCAUACGGUAAUUUUGGGCAAAAAUAAAGAAAGCGAAUGUUUUGUCUGUCAUGACGAUCAAGUUGACCAAUUUUGGUUUAAUUCUGAGACAUCGAUUUUAACAAUGUCCGCCCCCUGUUAGGCUAAGCUCCAAAGUGUGGCAAAACGCGUUUUAAUUGCAAUAUGUUUCCAGGUCCGCCGUUCCGACCUGAUGGCCGAUCCUCGAAGCAAAUUGGCCGACUGGUUUCGUCCAAAUAAUAAUCGACCAGUUCCAACCGACAAGGGUGGCAAUAUUUAUCUGGACCGCGACGCAAAGACUUUCCGCCAUAUUUUGGCUUAUUUGAGGUUGAAAAAGGACAGAAUUGCACCUACUCUGGCAUUACCGUCAAAGCCGGAUGAUUUGGCAAAGUAAGGAAGUUAACACAUCAUAUUAAAUCGCCACGUAUUUUAAAAUCAACGGGUAUUUUGUUCAUCAAAACUCACCAAAACAAUUGAACUUUUGUUUUCCUUCAAUUUCACCCGCUAAAACUCAAAAAUGUCGAACAACACCUGAAAGGCCGGUGCACUGAACCUGCACAAACCCUUGUUUCGCUGCUCCUUAUACUUUCGCUUCGGCGUAAUCAAUCGAAGCAGCAUUGAAAACGGCUGCAACGAGGCUUAGUCCGAGCAAAGAAUCGAACUCGAUGGUUUUCGCGCGGGAAGUGAACGCACUACCACUAAACUAAAAUGACACAGGCAAAACAAUCUUUGAAAUGAGUCGGAAAGGAAAGAAAAAUAAAGCACAACAUUGCUAAUGUAAAAUACGAUGUUCUUCAUGUUCUUCAAGGAAAAAAUACGAUAAAAUUUUAUAAUUUUUAAAAUCAAGGUUAUUUUUUGAUAUUUUCACUCAAUUUUCAGACUUGUUGCCGAAUGCGAAGCCUUGAAUCUGGCUGAAUUAAAAGAUGAGGCUUUGAAGAUCCUCCAUAAUUACGAAAGAAAUGAGGAACAGCAUUAUGUCGUGACGUAUGUACAAGGCGCUGUCCGCGACUACGAAACUUGGUCGUUUGAAGCCGAAAAUGGCGUCAAUAGCGUGAGUUUUUUAUUUUAUUUAUGACGCAGAGUGAGCCAAGUGCAUUUUUUUCAACGCAUAGGAUAUAUGCUUUAUAAUUUUAAAAAUUAUAAGCGAUUUCAUUGGAGUCAUAACCAAGAUAUUGAACAAUAUUUUUAGAUGAGAGAAAGAGAGGGUAGGUAAAACAAGGAGAGAAAGAAUAGUCGCAUUUUGGCCGUGCUUGAAAAUGCAAAAAAAAAUAUUUUUUAAAAACAGCUGAAAAAAAAUUUUUUAAUUUUUCGACAAGCUUGUAUUCAAAGUUGGGUACUUCAUUUAUAAACCAAUAUUUUUUAAAAGACGAUUUCUGAGUCAGUGCGUCAGCCGUGGACAUAGGAAAAAAUCGAUUUUGAGUUUUUUUCAUUAAAAUGACUGUUGGAAGGUGCUAAGCAAAAGCGAACAAUAUUUUUCCCCAAAACCUUCUUCAAGGUAUAUUUUUUUACAAUUUACUGUUUUAGAAGUAAUCGCCUCCAGCUGUCGUAUCUUACCUUACUGUGCGAUGAUUUGAUGGUUACUGAAGUUUUUGACCCUUGCGGUGACGACGGAAUGAUUAUUUUUCCGAUUUUCCUACUGUAACAUACUGUAAUACCGUAUCGGCCGCUAAAAAAUGGCCGUAAAAUCUUUGUUUCUGAAAACCCACAGCUGAUUUUUUGAUAUGUUAAUCAGCGUAAAAUUCUGCUCUAGACGCAAUCAAAAAAAGUUCAAAAAAGUGAAUGACAAAUUUCGUGGUAUAGUGGUUAGUGGUCGGGACUACCAAUCCAGCCUCCCAGGUUCGAUUCCGGGUGGGUGCAAAUCGCGAAAAAAUACUAGAAAUCGACUUUAAUAUAACAAUCAAAGCUGUUUGAGUGAUACUAAGUGAUUUUGGACAAUAACGGCACCUGUACGUGAGCCCAAAACGGACUUUUUAAAAUUUUUGGGGCUUAAUACGUGAAAAAUAAAACGGCUUCAAACCGGCUGAAAUUGAUACCACUUACUCUAUGGCUAAUUAUAAGAUACUUUUCCGUUAACUUUUUUUGGGAUCUUACUGUAUCGUGGAUUACUGUAACAUGAAACACGUUUCCAUUUUUUUGUAUACCACAUAGCGCAAAGAGCUCGUAUCCCCACCAUUACGUUUAAAAUGAUUAAGAAAGGCUUGGUUUGCGUAGAAAUAUUUUUUAUAUGGUGGUACGACUUGAAACACCUGAGUAAUCUCACGCAGUUUCACCAGUUGUUGAUAACGUCAACACACAUUGGAGACGGAGGGAAAUUUUAAUUUAUACAUCAAGAGUGGAUCUUUGUUUUCUUAUUAAAAUUUCUAACUAAAAAACUAAAAAUUUUGUGCGAGAAUUCUGAAGUAAACCGCGGUUGAGGAGAAUAAGUUUUAUGUUACAGUAAUACACGAUACAGUAAGAUCCCAAAAAAAGUUAACGGGAAAGUGUCUUAUAAUUAGCCCUAGAGUAAGUGGUAUCAAUUUCAGCCGGUUUGAAGCCGUUUUAUUUUUCACGUAUUAAGCCCCAAAAAUUUUAAAAAGUCCGUUUUAGGCUCACAUACAGGUGCCGUUAUUGUCCAAAAUCACUUAGUAUCACUCAAAUAGCUUUGAUUGUUCCAUUAAAGUCGAUUUCUAGUAUUUUUUCGCGAUUUGCACCCACCCGGAAUCGAACCUGGGAGGCUGGAUUGGUAGUCCCGACCACUAACCACUAUACCACGAAAUUUGUCAUUCACUUUUUUGAACUUUUUUUGAUUGCGUCUAGAGCAGAAUUUUACGCUGAUUAACAUAUCAAAAAAUCAGCUGUGGGUUUUCAGAAACAAAGAUUUUACGGCCGUUUUUUAGCGGCCGAUACGGUAUUACGGUAUGUUACAGUAGUAAGAGAUCAAAAAUAAUUCUUCAAGCGUCUUCGCAAGGGUCGAAAACGUUGUAGGCCGCAAAAUUAUUGCAUUUCAAGGUAAGAUACGACAGUUGUAGCCAAUUACUUCAAAAACAGUAAAUAGUAAAAAAUGGUACCUUGUUGAAAGUUUUAGGAAAAAAUAUUGUUCGCUUUUGUUUAGCACCUACCAACAGUCAUUUUGAUGCAAAAAACUCAAAUUCGAUUUUUUCCUAUGUCCACGCCUAACUGGCGGCUGAUUCACUGACUCAGAAAUCGUCUUUUAACAAUAUCCAUAUUUUACGCACGAUUUUUAGGAAGCUGUGAAACGAAUCCGCGAGACCUCCGUCCCAGAAACCAUCGAUCUGCAUAAUAGCGCCUACGAAGAGUGGGAUAAUCUGUGA